Polistes canadensis is the source of this 1041-nucleotide messenger RNA. RefSeq names its product histone-lysine N-methyltransferase SETMAR-like. The transcript has a single exon. Bases 1 to 1041 code for a protein of 346 amino acids. The record is from RefSeq and is a predicted model, not a curated record. Lineage: Eukaryota; Metazoa; Arthropoda; Insecta; Hymenoptera; Vespidae. Gene Ontology annotation, molecular function: nucleic acid binding.
AUGGAGAAUGAAAAAGUGCAUAUUCGUCAUGUAAUGCUUUGGGAAUUUAAACAAGGCAAUAGUGCUAAAGCAACAGCGGAGAAAAUAUGCACCGUAUAUGGUGAAGGAUUAAUAACUGAUCGGGCAGUUAGAAAUUGGUUUGUAAAAUUUAGAUUUGGAGAUACAAGUUUAAAAGAUGAACCAAGAGCGGGACGUCCUUCCGACUUUGACGACAACCUUUUAAAGACAAUAUUGGAUCAAAAUCCACGACAAUCAACGAGAGGAAUAGCAAAAAGAUUGAAUAUAUCAAAAUCAACUGUUAAUCGUCAUCUGGAGAAAUUAGGGAAAGUCAGUAAAUUAAAAGUAUCGGUACCUCACAAUCUUAGUGAACAGAAUAAAGAAGAUCGCGUAUCAAUCGCCACAAAUCUGCUUUCACGAGUCAAAAUUGAGCCUUUUUUAAAUGAUAUUGUAACAGGUGAUAGAAAAUGGAUACCUUAUGAAAAUAAGAUUAGCAAAAGACGGUGGCUUGACAAGGAUCAACCACCGCAACCACCUCAACCAUCUCUAGAUCCAAAAACAGACAUACAUGGUAAAAAGGUUUUAUUGUGUGUAUGGUGGGAUUGUCGAGGUAUUAUUUAUCAUGAGUUGUUGAAACCAAAUUUAACGAUUACUGCGGAUAGAUACGUUCAACAAUUGCAAAGAGUGCAAGAGAAACUCAAUGAAAAACGUCCUGCACUCGUCAAUCGCAAAAAUAUUAUUCUCUUACACGACAAUGUGCGAUCACAUACAGCAAAGGUGACUCAAGAAAAAAUUCUUGAGCUUGGAUGGUCUGUUUUACCACACCCACCUUAUUCACCAGAUCUUGCCCCAACAAAUUACCACCUUUUCUCUUCCUUGAAAAACUUUUUGAAUGGAAAAACCUUCAAAUCUGAAGAACAAGUCAAUCAGGCUGUCGAAAACUUCUUCCAGUCCAAACCAACCACAUUUUACAAAGAAGGAAUUGAUAAACUACCAGAAAGAUGGGAGAAAGUUAUACAUAAUAAUGGCGAAUAUAUAAUAUAA